Messenger RNA from Spathaspora passalidarum NRRL Y-27907, 2102 nucleotides. It is a transcript of the gene RXT3, whose product is annotated as Rxt3p. The coding region runs from base 180 to 1577 and encodes 465 amino acids. NCBI's taxonomy places the organism in Eukaryota, Fungi, Ascomycota, Pichiomycetes, Serinales, Debaryomycetaceae. The transcript has a single exon. The record is from RefSeq and is a predicted model, not a curated record.
AAGAACAACUUGAACAUCAGUCAUAGUGUCAAUCAAUAGGACAAUUGUCGUUAUCAAUAUAAACCAAGUGUUUCCUUGCAUUGCUAUAUCUAGCUUAGUGUUUUUGUAACGUAAUCAAAUUCGUAUAACGUACAGCCACAAAUAUAGUCAUCUCAUCAUCAUCGCAUUUAUACAAAAUAAUGUCAUCUGAUAAACAACCACCACAACUUCCCCACCAAGGCAUCAGAUUACCACCAAUUCUGUUCUUGUCUGGUGGGGGACCCAGUAAGUUGCCUCCUACCUCCAACCUAGGCAUUCCCAACUUUUUGAAUAACCCAUCAUCCCCACCGAGCUCUUCGAUCUUGUUGCCUACUUUAACUCCACCUCAAUCGUCAGCACAACCUGAUGAACAAGCUAACAAGCGGAUGAAAUUGUAUGAUUCUCAAUCACCUCCGGGGAGCUAUGCUACAUCUCCUCCACAACAGAAAUAUUCACCACAACAACUUCCUCACAUUAAUCAAUUACAACCGAGUGUACAACUGAAUGUUCAACCAUCGAGUUAUUCACCACCAGUCACACAACCAGAGGCCAAACUUGAGCCAGAAGAAAAGCAUGAUCAAGAACAUGCACAUGCACACGCACCACAACAACAACAUCAUCAUCAUCAUCAUAAUCACGGUCAUGUUCACCCACAUCAUCAUCACCACCACCAUCACCAUCAUCACCAUCAUGUGGACAAAGAAGAAACUGGGAAUCCACAAGUAGUUCUGAAAGUAAUCAAGAAAUCACCACCAUCAUUCUCAAUUGAACCUAUUGUACAAACACUCAAAGAAUUGUUUCCUAAACGACAUUUUCUCGGAACAUUAAUUUAUAACCCCACCACAACAUGGGAGACAUUGCAAACUAGUCUGCUCUAUGGGUUAAAACCCGAACAUCAUCAACGAUUUAAUGAAAUUAAACUAAGCUAUGCAAGUAGGGUGAAGAGUGAGAAAGUCAAGUACAUACCUACGAUUCCUCCCUUACCUGUUGAAUACAUAAACUCGGUCAUAGAGGUGAAGAUCCCAUUCAGGUUUAUAGUUCAGUUGAAACAUGAUUUCAUUAAUGAGAUUUACGUCAGGGAUGUAUGGGGUGGAGCCAGUGGAAUAUAUACUGAUGACUCGGACAUUUUACAAGUUUUGGUGCACAUGGGAUUGUUUAAUCAGAGUAUUGAUUUAAGUAAGUGGAAUCCAAAUUGGAAGAGUGACGAUUUUAUCAAGCCAUUGACUACGACUGAUAAUGAAGGCGUGGAUAAAGAUAUAUAUGGUGACUUAUCUGUGCAAGUGUUGUUACUUCCUGGAUUAUCCAAGUAUGUCGGAUACACCGCCAACAAGAUUAAUUCUCGUUCUUGGAAAGGACAACAUUCAGGAUUAUCCAUGGUGGUAUAUAAUGUCAAGUGGGAUACCCGAAACGGUUAUUUACAAGAUAAAUCAGUGUACAAGAAGUAUGAAAAUGAGAUAAGUCAAGAUAAAGCAGAUAGCGAACUCACCAGAAAAGAAGCUGUUGGUUGGAAAUUCGAUUAUGGAUUAUACAAGAAGAUUAAUGAAAAAUAUAGCUCCUAGUUUGUAUUAGUAUGUAUUGUAUGUAAUAAUGUAUUCCGUCAAGUCCGAUGGUUGUUGCAAUCUUAAUAAACGAUGCAUGGCGGGAAGUGCGAAAAGCCAAGAAAAUUAAAAAAGUGGGUGUCUCUGUUUGUCUCGAGGUGACUUGACAGGAGUAAGCGAGUGCAUGUAGACAGCUCCUAUCUUGUGAUAAACACAAAACCGGGCUCCCCCGCUGGAUUAAUUAAUAAUUUGAAAAUUUACUGAGAGCUGAGAGCUAAGGCGAUGUAUUGUUUAUGAAUCCUGGCAUAAUCAGAAAAGAAAUUCAUGGGGGGGGAGGCGCAUGAGAGAAUAAUUGCUAGUGAACGUCCCAUGCAACGACAGGGAAAAUGAAUGUACCCUGGAUAAUGUACUAUUCACGUGUAACAGUAAUAUUCGGUAUCAGUUGUAGCCCUUUUGGAGACCCUAAAGGGAAGUUUCUCAACACCAGGUGAUUCAUUAGUCUAAAUGUCCACAUUUCCGGCCCAACCUUUUUCUGCAUCACUACGC